AAUUUCAUAAAUGUUCACACAACUUUACUCCCUCGGUCUAUUUUUAGUUUUUAUCCCGAAUCAUGUCGAUUCGGAGCCAAUUCGAAGUCAGACGAAUAGUCUGGAAUGCUCGGAAAAGGAUUUGCUGAUUAUGGAAGGAAAAUGCUCAAGAUAUGUGAAUGAAUAUACACUUUUAUCAGAAGAAUAUAAUUUGGAAGAUGUUACUGCAGAUAUUGCAAAAAAUAUGAGUUAUGUCUGCGAUCGUAUUACGAAUUGUUUUGAUGAAAUUCCAUGUGAUGAAGCUCAAAAGUUCAAAAGAAUUUAUGAACAGAAAUGUGAAAAAGACGAAUUCAGAAACUAUAAAAUGACGAAUUGUGUUAAUAAGUUAUACGAUAGUAUCUAUUUGAAUUCUAACAAUUGCAGCAAAGCCUAUCAGUAUUUUUCAAAAGACCUCAGGGUUAGACGAGAAGCAUAUUCAAGCGGAGAGUCCUGUAUUGUCGACAUCGCAGAAGCAGUUUGCGUUGAAGAGACUGCUUUGACAUAUCUCAACACAAAAUAUGAUCAGUUCGUGGAUAUCAUGAGUAUUAAACCGGACUCUGAGCACUGUACUUCACUGCAUGACGAAUUAUUCUCGAGGCAAUGUGAGCCAAUGAUUAUGAAAAGAGAAAAGGACCAAGUGUUGGAACAGAUGAACGGAUUAUUCAGUAUUCUCCGAUCGUCAAAAAAAACUGAAGAAGAGAAACAACAAGUGAAAUGUGAAGAUAUUACGGAAUGCAUGAAAGAUGCUUGCUACAACUCUCAUGACUCCAUAAACAAAUUCGAACAAAGCUGCUCCGACAAGGACAAUGAUUCGUUCGAUAAAUGUUAUCGAAAACUGUUAACAAGCCCAGAAAGCAUUAUGUACAACUGUCCAAAUGCCAAUAGUACCAAGAACUCAACUGUUUCACUAUUGGACAUGUUGAGACUAAACCGAUUUUCGGAUAAUAAAGAGUGCACUAGAACUCUAAUGGCCAAAAUCUGCACUCCUGAAGCGAUGAAAACGUUUGAUAAAGAUUGGGGAGACCACCAGAGAAGAAUGGCAGAACGGAAUUAAAAUUAUUCAGUCAUAUAAAUGUUAUUUUAAGCCCAAUAAAAGUUAACUGAUUUGGCAAUU
This is a messenger RNA of Caenorhabditis elegans, 1132 nucleotides long. RefSeq names its product T20D4.11-like domain-containing protein (gene R13D7.2). The record is from RefSeq and is marked reviewed. Bases 11 to 1072 code for a protein of 353 amino acids. The transcript is spliced from 4 exons. NCBI's taxonomy places the organism in Eukaryota, Metazoa, Nematoda, Chromadorea, Rhabditida, Rhabditidae.